CCCACACACAUUCAACACGCUCUUACCGCCCAGCCAACACCGCCAUGGCUGCCUCCACCAUGUCCGUCUGCUCUGACGCUCGCACCAACUCCUCCUGGCAGGUGGAUGACUGCCCAGAGAGCUGCUGUGAGCCCUGCUGCUGUGCCCCCAGCUGCUGCCAGCCCUGCUGCUGUGCUCCAGCCCCCUGCCUGACCCUCCUCUGCACCCCAGUGAGCUGUGUGUCCAGCCCCUGCUGCCAAUCUUCCUGCUGCACACCCUCAUGCUGCCAGCAGUCUAGCUGCCAGCCAGCUUGCUGCACCUGCUCCCCCUGCCAGCAGCCCUGCUGUGUACCUGUUUGUUGCACACCUGUCUGCUGCACACCUGUCUGUUGCAAGCCUGUCUGCUGCAAGCCUGUGUGCUGCACACCCAUCUGCUCUGGCUCCUCCUCCUGCUGCCAGCCCUCCUGCUGUGCUCCUGUGUGCUGCAAGCCCUGCUCCAGCCUGUCCCUGCUGUGUCGCCCUGUGUGCAGACCUGCCUGCUGUGUGCCCACCUCCUCCUGCUGUGCCUCCUCCUGCCAGCCCAGCUGCUGUGGCCCAACCUCUAGUGUGUCCCUGCUGUGCCGCCCUGCCUGCUCCAGACAGGCCUGCUGUGGACAGAAGUCCAGCUGCUGAGGGCCUGUUCCUGG
Mus musculus (house mouse) is the source of this 664-nucleotide messenger RNA. RefSeq names its product predicted gene 3285 (gene Krtap10-24). The record is from RefSeq and is marked predicted. Gene Ontology annotation, cellular component: keratin filament; cytosol. Bases 45 to 650 code for a protein of 201 amino acids. Lineage: Eukaryota; Metazoa; Chordata; Mammalia; Rodentia; Muridae. The transcript has a single exon.